CGCUGGCGCCCGGGAGGAAGUGGGGGGGAGGAGACUCCUCGGGAGCCCCUCCCCCCGGUGCCCGCCCAGCGCAGCCUGCAGGGAAGCCACAGCCCCGCAGACCCGCGCGUCCCCUCGGCGCCCCCCGGCCCUGCCCGCUCCGGCUGCCCCCGUGGAAGUCGCAGGGCGACCUGAAGUCGAUCCAGCCAUGGCGACUCCCUCUGCUGCCUUUGAGGCACUUAUGAAUGGAGUGACGAGCUGGGAUGUCCCGGAAGAUGCCAUCCCCUGCGAACUGCUUCUCAUUGGAGAGGCCUCCUUCCCGGUCAUGGUGAAUGACAUGGGCCAGGUCCUCAUUGCCGCCUCCUCCUAUGGCCGAGGCCGCCUGGUGGUGGUGUCCCACGAAGACUACUUGGUAGAAGCCCAGCUCACUCCCUUUCUCCUCAAUGCAGUGGGUUGGCUGUGUUCUUCCCCCGGGGCUCCCAUUGGCCUACACCCAUCCCUGGCCCCCCUGGCCAAAAUUCUUGAGGGCUCUGGGGUGGAGGCAAAGAUUGAGCCGGAAGUGAAGGAAUCCCUGGGGGUUUACUGCAUUGAUGCCUACAAUGAAACCAUGACGGAAAAAUUGGUCAAGUUUAUGAAACGCGGAGGGGGCUUGCUCAUUGGAGGCCAGGCCUGGGACUGGGCCAACCAGGGCGAUGAUGAAAGGGUGCUUUUCACGUUCCCUGGCAACCUCGUGACCAGCGUGGCCGGCGUGUAUUUCACAGACAACAAAGGGGACACAAGUUUCUUUAAAGUCUCCAAGAAGAUGCCCAAGACCCCAGUCUUAGUUAGCUGUGAGGAUGACCUCUCCGAGGACAGAGACGAGCUCCUGCACGGGAUUUCAGAGCUGGACAUCAGCAACUCGGAUUGCUUCCCAUCCCAGCUGCUGGUGCACGGAGCGUUGGCCUUUCCCCUGGGGUUAGACUCCUACCAUGGCUGUGUCAUAGCGGCUGCCCGCUACGGCCGGGGCCGGGUGGUCGUGACUGGCCACAAGGUGUUAUUCAGCGUCAGCAAACUGGGCCCCUUCCUGCUCAAUGCUGUGCGCUGGCUGGACGGGGGCCGCAGAGGCAAGAUUGUGGUGCAGACAGAACUGAGGACACUGAGCAACCUGCUCGCCGUGGGGGGCAUAGACACCAGCGUCGAGCCCCAUCUGACCAGCGACGCGAGUGUCUACUGCUUUGAACCCGUGAGCGAUGUCGGGGUCAAAGAGCUGCAGGAGUUCGUAGCGGAGGGCGGGGGACUGUUCGUUGGAGCCCAAGCCUGGUGGUGGGCCUUCAAGAACCCCGGAGUGUCCCCUUUGGCUCGCUUCCCAGGAAACCUCCUCCUCAACCCCUUUGGCAUCAGCAUCACAAGCCAAAGCCUCAAUCCGGGGCCCUUCCGUACCCCUAAAGCAGGGAUCAGGACCUACCACUUCCGCUCCACUCUGGCCGAGUUCCAGGUCAUAAUGGGCCGGAAGAGAGGGAAUGUGGAAAAGGGCUGGCUGGCAAAGCUCGGGCCGGACGGGGCAGCCUUCCUCCAGAUCCCCGCAGAGGAGAUCCCUGCCUACAUGUCUGUGCACCGGCUCCUGCGGAAACUGCUGAGUCGCUAUCGGCUCCCAGUGGCAACCCGGGAGAACCCCGUGAUCAACGAUUGCUGCAGGGGUGCGAUGCUCUCCCUGGCCACUGGUCUGGCCCACUCUGGGAGCGACCUCUCUCUGUUAGUGCCAGAAAUCGAAGACAUGUACAGCAGCCCCUAUCUGCGUCCCUCAGAAUCUCCGAUCACCGUGGACGUCAACUGCAACAAUCCAGGCACCAGAUACUGCUGGAUGAGCACCGGGCUCUACAUUCCUGGAAGGCAGAUCAUCGAGGUCUCCCUGCCUGAAGCGGCUGCCUCUGCUGACCUGAAGAUACAGAUUGGCUGCCACACGGACGACCUGACCAGAGCCAGCAAGCUGUUCCGAGGCCCGCUCGUGAUCAACCGCUGCUGCUUGGACAAGCCCACCAAGUCCAUCACCUGCCUCUGGGGCGGCCUCCUCUACAUCAUCGUGCCUCAGAGCAGCAAACUGGGCUCCGUGCCCAUCACUGUGAAGGGCGCUGUGCACGCGCCGUACUACAAGCUGGGGGAGACCUCGCAGGAGGAGUGGAAGAGGCGUAUCCAGGAGCACCCAGGUCCCUGGGGGGAGCUGGCUACGGACAACAUCAUCCUGACCGUGCCAACCGCCAAUCUCCGCACCCUGGAGAACCCCGAGCCGCUGCUCCGCCUGUGGGACGAGGUGAUGCAGGCUGUGGCGCGCCUGGGGGCCGAGCCCUUCCCCCUGCGCCUGCCCCAGAGGAUCGUCGCCGACGUGCAGAUCUCAGUCGGCUGGAUGCACGCGGGGUACCCCAUCAUGUGCCACCUGGAGUCCGUGCAGGAGCUCAUCAACGAGAAGCUCAUCAGAACCAAGGGGCUGUGGGGCCCCGUCCACGAGCUCGGCCGGAACCAGCAGCGGCAGGAGUGGGAGUUCCCCCCGCACACCACGGAGGCCACCUGCAACCUGUGGUGUGUCUACGUGCACGAGACCGUCCUGGGCAUCCCUCGAGGCCGCGCCAACAUUGCUCUGUGGCCUCCGGUUCGGGAGAAGAGGGUUCGAAUCUACCUGGGCAAGGGUCCCAACGUGAAAAACUGGAACGCGUGGACCGCCCUGGAAACAUAUCUGCAGCUACAGGAGGCCUUCGGGUGGGAGCCCUUCAUCCGUCUGUUCACUGAGUACAGGAACCAGACCAACCUGCCCACAGACAACGUUGACAAGAUGAAUCUGUGGGUGAAGAUGUUCUCCCACCAAGUGCAGAAGAAUCUGGCUCCGUUCUUUGAGGCCUGGGCCUGGCCCAUCCAGAAGGAAGUGGCUACCAGCCUGGCCUAUCUGCCUGAAUGGAAGGAAAAUAUUAUGAAAUUAUACCUCCUCACACAGAUGGUCCUAGCCUUGCCCUGUCAGCUCACUGCCCCUGCAUCUGACUGCCUGGUUCCACCCCGAGAAAGUGGGUUAAGAACACAGCAAAAAGGGGAGUCAGAACUUCUCAGGAGCAAGGCCUUCUGUCUGUGAGUCUCAUUCCUCUGCUCUCAGCGGGCAGCGUCCCUCCCGGCGCUAGCCUGGCCUGAGUCUCGGUGCUCUGGCACCUGCGCCCAGGCCAGCACUUGGUUCAUCCUUAGCGGGUGGGUCUCAUCCUGAGCCCUCUCUGGGCUUGUAUUUUGUGACCAGCUGUCCCAAAAACCUGCCCCUGGAAUCCACUGCGACAUAGAUUUACCAGGAUAACCAGACAGUUCCCUGAUACUCAGUGUCUUGGGUAGAGUGUGCACAGCAGUCCGGUGUCGUAGCAGAAAGAGCCCUUAGCUGGGGUUAGCUCUUGGGAAUGGCACUCUAGCUCUUCGGCUGGGAGGUGAGGACACCGAUCCCUGCCGCACAGGGCUGUCCUGAAGAUUCAGACUCGUGGUUCUGAAGAGUCUCUGCGUUCAGUGCUCGCACACCCCAGAGACUGUGUUCUGCUGGUCACAGAGUAGUGAGCUGAGUACUUCCUCUUCUCCCACCAUGGCCUGGAGGUUAACCAUCCUCCCGCACAGCAGACUCCUUGCAUCCAAAGCCUGGCUCUUUCACCUGUUAGUCGUAUGACUCUGGGCAAACUCCUUAUAAAAUGGGAUCUAUUUCAUAGAAUAUUGUGAGGAUUAAAUUUUAGUGCCUCUGAAAGGAACUGGGACAGUACCUGGCAGGUGGUAGGUACUGAGGAAAAGUCAGCUUCUGCUGUGACUGUCUAGUUAACUCAGUAUCAUUUUUGAGCCAGACUGCCCUUUUAGAUGGCAUUUACAGAUGGCAGCGGGACCCGUCCCAUGCCAUCCUACACUUACACACCAGCCUCUGAAAAGAUGGUGGUAUGUUGCUUUUAGAUCUACAGGAUCCACAGGAUCUAAAUUCACGGUGGGGUUUUAAUUAGCUACUUGGAGUUUGGUCCCUUUAUUCAGUUCCACCUUUCAGGUAAAGGCCCUUCUGGUGGAAGUCACUUGAAAAACUAGAACAAAUCCGUGAGGGUGCUUGUCUUUCAAACAACGGGCACCGGGCUCAGUGAUGGUGCCUGUAUUUCCACAGUGACACAGAUUCCUGUCGCUGCCUAGAGUUCCUUACCAGCUUGGCAGAUAAAGUUCACACACAGAGAGAAAUCUUUACUUUAGAACCAGAUAACUGGAUACGACUGACCCAAAUGUUAUUUAAUUACAGUGAAAAGAUUUUCUCAAGUUUUCUUCUGAUCUUAUUCAAAGCCUCCCAUUUUCUGUGGAAUUUUAACGAGAGUCGAGGCUCUGGGAUUAAUGCAUACAUCCAGCCAUUUUUCCUUCAGAUCACUUCUAUUCAUUUAGUUGUCUUAAUACUCUAUUGUAUCCACUCGAUUAGGAACCGGGUGGAUGCAGAGGCAGUAAGAUUUGACCCACACAGUGUUUUUCUGUGGAUUCCUUCAUUAUGUCAUUUCUCGGUCCUAGAAUUAUUUUCCCUUAUUUCAUGAAUGUCUUCAUCUAGAUGCUUUAAACACAGAUGUUGGUCAUUCAUUCAACAUUUGAAAAAAUCCUCUCAAUUACUGGAUUUUUGAGAGUGUGCCAGAUAACCUUCUUGUUUUUUAAAUGUAGAAUGUUUAGUUUAAUCUUCACAAUAAUCUGAUGAAGUGGAAAUUUAUCAUUCCCAUUUCAGGAAUAAGUGAACUGAAUUUUACGAAGAUCAAGCAAAUUGCCUAAGGCUGCAUUGCUAACAAGUGGGAGACCUGGGAUUCGAACCAGGGCACUCUGAUUACAGAACGGGUGUUAGUAACGAAAGCACUUUGAAUAAGCAGAUAAGUGAGUCAAUGAAACCAGCCAGCAGACAGAAGGACCUUUAUGUCCUUCUUGCCAGCUUUUUGGCUGCUUGUACUCACCCUUCAUCCAAUUUUACCGGAACAGAAAGUCCCUUUGUUUACCUCAAAUGCCAGGUCAAAGGAAGCAUCUACCGUAGGCUCCUGAAGUGUUUCCCAAAGACAGUGUAGGUCUUUCAGGUUCCAGUUUAUUCAGGCUCCAGGCAUUAUCUCUAGGGCACCAUGAGCGCGUUCUAGUAGCUUACUGGGUUUUAAAUGAUGGGUUAUUUUGGUAAAGUGCCUGACUCCCAGAAGUCCCAGACAUUGCAUGUUCUCAGCAAGGAAAUCAGAUGCUUAGUCCUCUAGAAUAAUGGUUGUGUGCGUCCUGGCCCUUUUUAGUUGAUUUUUAGCAUUAUGGCCCCAGGGAGCUUUUAAAAAUAUAAAGCUAUUCAUGUCACUCCCGUGUCUAAAAGCUGCUGCUGGGACUUUGAAUUUACGAUGAUGAACUGAGCAUAUAAGUUUACUUCCCCUCCCU
Suricata suricatta (meerkat) is the source of this 5370-nucleotide messenger RNA. It is a transcript of the gene TCAF1, whose product is annotated as TRPM8 channel associated factor 1. The record is from RefSeq and is a predicted model, not a curated record. Gene Ontology annotation, biological process: positive regulation of anion channel activity. The transcript is spliced from 9 exons. Lineage: Eukaryota; Metazoa; Chordata; Mammalia; Carnivora; Herpestidae. Bases 188 to 3073 code for a protein of 961 amino acids.